UCCGCUAGUGUAGGCGCUCAGGAACCAGGCAGCAUUUACGCGCGGCAGCCGGUCGUCGGCGGCCGGUCCGAUGCGUCGGAGCUACGCCGCUCUUUAAAGCCCACCUUAACCAGCUGAGAUUCAGCGACAGAGGUAUAAAGUAGCGCAGGGCGGGAUGGCGGGCGGGGAAAGAGAAAGGGGAGAGUGAUGAGAGGGGGGAGGAGAGAGGAUCAUUCUGGCUGGACGACCCCGCUGCUUUGGUAGAGCGGAGGGGAGAAAGAGAGGAGGGGGGGGAGAGAGAGAGAGAUGGCACAACGCCUCAGCAUCCAAACCACACGAGAGUGGUGCGCCACCGAGACCGGAGCCCAGGAUCCAUCACCGGCACCAGCAGCAGCAGCAGCAGAAGCAGCAGCAGUGGCGGCAUCACAGUCACCGUUCCACCGCCUCGCUUCCUCCGGCAGGGAAGCCUCUCACCCAGGGUUAGAGAGACUGGCUAAGCCCUGAGGAUGCAAGUUGUUUUCAAUCAGUUCUGUUGUUACCAGCUGUGCCCUCACAUUCCCCAGGGUGGCACAAUAGAUAUUAAUCACCGCUCUCACCGUCUCUGCAUGUGACCCCUCUCUGUGAGGACCUGAGGAGAGAGAGCAUCUACUGCGUUUCUUCAAUCAAGACCCCUCUUCCAACAUCCGGCUCUGCUUCCUUACUCACCUGCCAUGGUGACAUGACAUACCCCUGAGUGGCUCCUGUCUCGCACACACAGACAAUCUCUUGGGUUUCCCUAAACCUCUCGACGCCUGUGAAGCUAUAAAAGACAUAUUAGUCUGACGGACAGUACCUCCGCGGAUCGAGAUGACAGUGGCUGUGAGAUUCCGGCGCCACUUACGUAGACUCCUGCUCCUUCUGGCUUCAUGCUGCCUCAUCUCCCUGCUCCUCUCUGCCUAUUUCCUCUUCUCAAACUCUUCCCCCUCAAUGCAUCUUGGACAAUCCGCCGAGCCCGCCUGCUCCCAGCCGCUUUCUAUAUCCCCGUACCGUCAGCUCCCCUACCCGUACCCUCCUAAUCCGCCUCACACUCAUGUCCACACCGACCCGGUGGUGCUGGUGUUGGUGGAGUCCCAGUACUCUCAGCUGGGCCAGGACAUCGUGGCAAUACUGGAGUCAGCCCAUUUCCAGUUCCGGAUGGAGAUUGCCUCAGGAAAGGGUGACCUUCCGCCGCUGACAGAAAAAGGCCGUGGACGGUACUCGCUCAUCAUUUAUGAGAAUCUGUUGAAGUAUGCACACGCAGAUACAUGGAACAGACAGCUGUUGCAUCAAUAUUGCACCGAGUACAGAGUUGGCAUCAUCGGCUUCUACCGCUCGACGGAGAAUUCCCCCUCUGUGCUCAAACUGCGAGGCCUGCCGCUCGUCCUAAGGACCAACCAGGCCCUUUGGGACUGCUGCGUGGUGUCCAGCUCACCCCUCCUCCAUUUGACCAAACCCGGCACAGAUCGAGGGGCCUUACCUGGGGAGGACUGGACCUCGUUCUCAUCUAAUCACUCCACAUACCAGGCCGUGCUGUUAGCCCGGGCUAAAGAGGGAGCGGGUGCGGGCAGCGGAGACAAUGCCGGACCUGGUUUCAGCCUUGGCCUCCAGGCCACGGUGGUGCAGGACAUGGGACUAUACGAUGGAGUGAGACGAGUGCUUUUUGGGCAGGGACUGGGCUACUGGCUCCACCGACUCAUCCUGGUGGAUGCCAUCUCCUACCUCACAGACAGGAAACUUACCUUGGGCCUGGACCGGCACGUUCUGGUGGAUAUAGAUGAUAUUUUCGUCGGCAAAGAGGGCACGCGCAUGAACGCCAAGGAUGUGAAGACUUUGCUGGAGACCCAGAAGCAGUUGCGUUCCUAUAUCUCCAAUUUCACUUUCAAUCUGGGCUUUUCUGGAAAGUUCUACCAUACAGGCACGGUGGAGGAGGAUGAAGGAGAUGAUCUACUACUGAAGUAUGUAGAUGAGUUCUGGUGGUUCCCCCACAUGUGGAGCCACAUGCAGCCUCACCUCUUCCACAAUGAGUCCUCUCUGUUGGAGCAGAUGGUCCUCAACAAGGAGUUUGCUCUGGAGCACAACAUCCCGGUUGACAUGGGCUACGCCGUGGCCCCUCACCACUCCGGCGUCUACCCGGUGCACCUGCAGCUUUACGAGGCGUGGCGGCGCGUGUGGAACAUCCGAGUCACGAGCACCGAGGAGUACCCUCACCUCAAACCCGCCCGCUACCGCAAGGGCUUCAUCCACAACAACAUAAUGGUGCUGCCUCGUCAGACGUGUGGCUUGUUUACUCACACCAUCUACUAUAAGGAGUAUCCUGGUGGACCUAAGGAACUGGACAAAAGCAUCCAUGGGGGAGAGCUGUUUCUUACGGUGCUACUCAACCCUAUCAGCAUUUUCAUGACCCACCUCUCCAACUAUGGCAACGAUCGACUGGGUCUCUACACGUUCGUCCACCUGGCGUCCUUCCUUCGCUCUUGGACCAACCUGAAGCUCCACACGCUCCCGCCUCUUCAGCUCGCACACAAGUACUUUCAGCUUUUUCCUGAACAAAGGAGCCCGCUCUGGCAGAACCCAUGUGACGACAAACGGCACAAAGACAUCUGGUCCAAGGAGAAAACGUGCGACAGGUUGCCUAAAUUCAUGGUGGUGGGCCCACAGAAAACAGGAACGACGGCACUUUACCUCUUCCUGCUCAUGCAUCCCUCAAUCUCCAGCAACUUCCCCAGUCCGAAGACAUACGAGGAGGUCCAGUUCUUCAACACCAAUAAUUACCACCGAGGAAUCGACUGGUACAUGGAGUUCUUCCCCGUGCCCUCCAAUGUUAGCACGGAUUUCAUGUUUGAGAAGAGCGCCAACUACUUUCCCUCGGAGGAGACCCCACGGCGAGCUGCUGCCCUGCUGCCCAAGGCCAAGAUCAUCACGCUGCUCAUCAACCCGUCUGACAGGGCCUACAGCUGGUAUCAGCAUCAAAGAGCUCACGAGGACCGUGCAGCCCUGCAGUUCACCUUCUAUGAGGUCAUAAGUGCAAGAAAGGCGGCGCCUGCAGAGCUGCGGUCCCUGCAGAGUCGCUGUCUCAUCCCCGGCCUGUAUGCUACACACCUAGAGAGGUGGCUCAUGUACUAUCCCGCUAACCAGGUGAUGAUAAUCGACGGUCAUCAGCUGAGAAGCGACCCCGCAGCAGUGAUGGACGAGGUGCAGAAGUUCCUGGGCGUCACUCCUCACUUUAACUACUCGCAGACCCUUACCUUUGACCCUCAAAAGGGCUUCUGGUGCCAGCUCCUGGAGGGAGGAAAGACAAAAUGUUUGGGAAAAAGCAAAGGAAGGAAGUACCCUCCCAUGGACCCAGAGGCACGCGCAUAUCUCUCCAGGUAUUACAGGGAGCACAAUGUGGAGCUGUCAAAGCUGCUGCACCGGCUCGGACAGCCCCUUCCCUCAUGGCUGAGAGAGGAGCUACAGAAGGUUAGAUAACAUUUCAGUCCAUGAGCCAGGGGUAAAGGUCGAGCUAUCAGAGAUCGGGAAGCGACCAGGAGCUCCUGACCUUCAUAUGGGCGCUGUCUGUGGCCUUUUUAGAGCACGCUGAGGUGAAGCCAAGGACGGAAGGACUUGUUUCACCUGUGAGCUGCGGCGCUGCUGGAUGGAGCGGGAGGAGUGAAGGGGCCAAGAAUCUUUGUGAGCUGCACUGCGAUGGAUGGAUGGAUGGAUGGAUGGAUGGAUGGAUGGAUGGAUGGAUGGAUGGAUGGAUGGAUGGAUGGAUGGAUGGAUGGAUGGAUGGAUGGAUGGAUGGAUGGAUGUUGCAGGUGACUGGAGGCAGCUCUAAAGAAACUGGGACUAAAACAAAGCGCCAGCUUCUAAUAACAAAGAGAGCUGUGGGAGACGUUGAGGAUUUGGCAUGUUCUGAAUGCCCAAACCUGGUUCUGAACUGACUCUCAUGCAGACCUGCAGUGACUUUAAUUUUUUUUUUCUUUUUUUUGAAUUGAUUUCUCCACUAAGUUAUGUUACCAGAGCAGCGCUGGUCAGCUGUGCAGGGUUCACAUAGAGAUUGAUUUGCACUGAGUUCUGUUCUAUGGAUCCCCCAAAUACGAAAUAAUACGUACCUUUCAAGAGUUUCUUUAAUAUCCUUUGUUUGUUUGUUUGUUUGUUUGAUGAUGAGAAUAAAAAGCAAAGAUGAGAUGGACUCAGGGUGAGUGACAGACUGUUACUUGUUUCUUUGGAUUAUAAAUCUCUUAAAGCAGGUUUAAGGCAGCUCUGGUAGCAUUGUUCCCUCCGCAGUACGUCGCCGGACACCUUCACGGGAAAAGGUUUGGACUGGAAGUGAGUAACUGAAACUAAACACGUAACUCAGUCAGGAUUCUCCACGUAUGCCGUGUCCAUUCAUUAGAGAAUGACUUCAGUUCUAAGAACUGCAAAUGUAUGACCAAAACUAGUCCAAAUUAUGAGAUGCGUUUAAUUUUGAAGUUGUUGUUUUGUUUUUUUUUUUCAGUUGGUGCUGUGACUGCCAGCAGGUUAUGUUUUAUCAGUGUCUCUUUUAGGUCUAAACCUCUUUUUCCCUCUGAUAACCAGUGGCCUAUGUUUAGCCUCAAUUUGAAUGCAAACAAACCUAAAUGUCGAACACAAAACCAAAAUUCCAAUAAAAAUGGAUAUGACUGCAUUAAA
Molecule: messenger RNA, 4650 nt
Organism: Fundulus heteroclitus (mummichog)
Lineage: Eukaryota; Metazoa; Chordata; Actinopteri; Cyprinodontiformes; Fundulidae
Gene: ndst3
Product: N-deacetylase/N-sulfotransferase (heparan glucosaminyl) 3
Exons: 16
Coding region: 826-3465 (879 amino acids)
Cellular component (GO): Golgi apparatus
Molecular function (GO): heparan sulfate N-sulfotransferase activity; deacetylase activity
Source: RefSeq, a predicted model, not a curated record